Molecule: messenger RNA, 501 nt
Organism: Paramuricea clavata
Lineage: Eukaryota; Metazoa; Cnidaria; Anthozoa; Malacalcyonacea; Plexauridae
Source: the annotation of a GenBank genome assembly
AUGGAAGAGCGUAUGGCAUUGGAUCCAAAACAAAAAGAUGUGCUCGAUAGAGAGGAAGAACAACAAUUACAAAAUAAAUCUGAACCUCACAAUAUUGACAUGUACAUUGAACAAUUUAAAAAACAAAUUAAAGCUGGUCUAUUUUACAUAUGCUGUGUGUGUAACCGAACAUUGUAUAAAAAAUCUGUAAUUAUCCUAAAGAAAACUAAGUAUUCUGUUCAGAAUUGUUUUAUGGUUCAAUGUUCUUUUGAUGGCAAUGAGUACAUCUGUAAAACAUGUCAUACUAAAUUACUUAAAAGUCAACUGCCAUGUCAAGCUGCAGUAAACAAUUUAUUUGUUGAUGAAACCCCUGCUGAACUUGCUGCAUUAGAGAAACUUGAACAAAUUCUUAUUGCACAGAGAAUAGUCUUUGAAAAAAUCGUAAUAAUGCCUAAAGGACAACAAAGAAAAAUUAAAGGUGCAAUAUGUAAUGUGCCAGUUGAGUGUAAUCAAACCUGCACU